Messenger RNA from Nanorana parkeri, 3534 nucleotides. It is a transcript of the gene ITGA10, whose product is annotated as integrin subunit alpha 10. Gene Ontology annotation, cellular component: external side of plasma membrane; integrin complex. The coding region runs from base 1 to 3495 and encodes 1164 amino acids. Gene Ontology annotation, molecular function: integrin binding. Lineage: Eukaryota; Metazoa; Chordata; Amphibia; Anura; Dicroglossidae. The transcript is spliced from 30 exons. Gene Ontology annotation, biological process: cell adhesion mediated by integrin; integrin-mediated signaling pathway; cell-cell adhesion. The record is from RefSeq and is a predicted model, not a curated record.
AUGAUGAUGGAGCCGCACAGACGUCUCCUUAUCCUGCUCUGCCUGCUGCACGGACAAGACCUCCUCGCGGCUUUCAACAUCGACGCCAAGCGGCCUCAGGUGUUCCGCGGCCCGGAAGAGGCUCAGUUCGGCUACGCGGUCCUCCAGUAUGAAGCCGAGGGACAGAAAUGGGUGCUGGUCGGGGCCCCGUGGGACGGGCCGGACGGCAGCAGGCAGGGGGACGUCUAUCGAUGCAUGGUCGGCGCCCAGAGCAACUCCACCUGCGCUAAAGUCAACCUAGGUGAACAGGCUCUCCGCAACGUCUCCAAGCACAUGCAGAACAUGCAUUUCGGGAUGGCGCUGACCCAGGACGCACGUGGCGGCUUUGUGGCCUGCGCCCCGCUCUGGUCCCAGGAGUGCGGCUCCUCCAUGUACAGCACCGGGAUCUGUGCCAGCGUUGACGCCUCCUUCAGACCCACCGGGACCAUUGCACCGACCGCACAACGGUGCUCCACAUACCUGGACAUCGUCAUCCUCCUGGACGGAUCGAACAGUAUCUACCCCUGGUUUGAGGUGCAGAACUUCCUCAGCAACAUCCUCAGCAAGUUUUUCAUCGGUCCCGAUCAGAUCCAGGUAGGGGUCUUGCAAUAUGGAGAGAAGGCCGUGCACGAGUGGUCCCUGAAAGACUACACAACUUCUCGGGAGGUGAUAGAGGCCGCCAAGAAUAUCAGUCGCCAGGAAGGACGGGAGACCAGGACAGCAUUUGCCAUCCACAAAUCCUGCUCGGAAGCCUUCAGCCCUGAACGGGGUGGAAGAGAAGGCGCUACCAGGCUCCUCAUUGUCGUGACCGACGGAGAAUCGCAUGAUGGGGAAGAGCUGCCCAUCGCCUUGGCAGAAUGUGAAAAGCGUGACAUCACCCGCUACGCGAUUGCGGUCCUCGGAAAUUACAUGAGGAGGCAGCAGAACCCGGAUUCCUUCAUCAACGAAAUUAAAUACAUCGCCAGCGACCCGGAUGAAAAGUAUUUUUUCAACGUGACUGACGAGGCCGCGCUGAAUGACAUCGUGGACGCUUUGGGGGACCGGAUCUUCAGCUUAGAAGGGACUCACGGCUUGAACGAAAGCUCCUUCGAACUGGAGAUGUCACAAGUCGGCUUCUCGAUUCACGUCCUCGAGGACGGGAUUCUGUUCGGGAUGGUCGGAGCUUACAACUGGGAUGGGGCCGUGUUGAAGGAGUCCAAGGACAGCCAGGUUAUGUCUCCCCGCGCCACCCUUGAGAAGGAGUUUCCGGUCAAGAUGAAGAACCACGCCGCUUACCUUGGUUACACAGUUUCGUCCAUCACAUUGCGCAGCGGAAGAGUAUUGUACGUGGCUGGAGCCCCCAGGUUCAAACACAAAGGCAAGGUCAUCUUAUUUGAGAUGUCCCAGAGUGGAGACCUGACUAUCUCUCAGGCCCUGGUGGGGGAACAGAUUGGCUCAUACUUUGGCAGUGAAGUGUGCCCGGUUGAUGUCAAUAGAGAUGGGGUGACUGACGUCCUCCUGGUGGCCGCUCCCAUGUUUCUUGGACACCAUCACAAGGAAACUGGACGGGUUUAUAUCUACAGGGUGGGGCAGGCGCUUCUGACCCUGAACGGCACGCUCCACACUGACCGCAAACCGCAGGACUCCCGCUUUGGUUACGCCAUGGCCAGCGCCUCAGAUCUCAACCAGGAUGGGUUAGAUGAUGUGGUGGUGGGGGCCCCAUUGGAGGACAACCACCGGGGGGCAGUGUACAUCUACCAUGGACGAGGCAACACCAUCCUGCCAUCCUACAAGCAGAGAAUUGACUCCGCGUCCUUCCACCAUGGGCUCACCUACUUUGGUCGCAGCGUAAGCGCAAAGAUGGACUUGGAUGGAGAUGGCCUGGUGGACCUGACCAUCGGCAGCCAGGGAGCUGUGGUUGUCCUCAGGUCUCGUGGGAUCGUACGGGUCAAUGCCACCCUUCAAGUGAUCCCACCCUCCAUCAACAUGCUGCAGAAGAACUGCGUGCGGCAGGGCAAAGAGUCCGUCUGCCUCAACGUCACCGCCUGCUUCUCCGUCAGCUCCAAGUCAUCCAGAAAAUUGGACGUUCCUUUCGGUCUCCACUACAACCUCUCCCUGGAUGACCGCCGAGGGACCCCCCGUGCCGUCUUUGAUAAAAGUUUCCAGAGGCUCACCAGCGUGCGCGUCCGAAUCUCAACAGGGGUGGUGCUCUGCAUGAACGUCAGCUUCCACGUCAUCGACACGGCUGAUUAUCUGAAGCCGAUCGGAGUUCUCCUGCGAUUUAACCUGAGUGACUCGCAGAGCAGCCCAGUGUUGGAUGACAGGUGCCCUUCAUCAGUGAGAAGGCUAGUCCCGUUCUUCAAGGACUGCGGAGAGGAUGAUGAGUGUAUCACUGACCUCUCUCUGCGAGCUCGGUUGGACAUCGUUGGCACACGUGAUCAACCGCACAUCAUCCGUAGGGAUCAGAGGAAGGUGGCGGUGGAGGUGGAGUUGGAGAACCGGAGAGAGAAUUCUUACAACACCAGCAUGAAAGUUUGGUUCUCCCGAAAUCUGCUUUUCUCCAGCGUGUCUGGGAAGGGUGAAACUCUGAACAAGGUGGAGUGUACUGCGGUGUCCUCCAACUCCAGAUACUGCAGCAUCAGCUAUCCAGUUCAGUUCAUCCUGGAGUUCGAGUACAGCUGCGCCAUUCUCCUGAACCGCGUGCAGAUCAAGAUGUCAGCCAGCAGUGACAAUACAGAGAUGAAUGACACCCUGCAUGAUAACAGCGUGCAGCUCACCGCCAACGUCCGAUAUGAACCGGAAGUGUUUACCCUGAGUGAGUCCAGUCUGAACCGAUACGAGGUGCAGCCGAUCCUGAGGACGAGUCAGGACUCCGGGCCGGAGUUCAUCACGAAGUUUAAGGUUCAGUACGGGGACUGUUACCCUCUGCACAACGUCUCUGUGCACAUCCACACCCCGGCUAUGGGCUACGGGAGCUCAUACUUCAUGUCCGUCUCCAGGAUCAUCUCUGAGAACGUCACCUGCGUAUUAUCCAAUAACACGCGACCCGGAACAGCGCUGCUGCCCAUACACCCCGCGGACCUGCUACACACUCCCAUUGUGAACUGCAGUAACAGCCUAUGUGAGGUCAUCUCCUGCCAGAUCCCCACCCUCCCCCGCAACUCCGAGGUGUCGCUGUCCAUACUACGCAUCAUCCACAACCACUUCUUCACCAACGCCAAGUUCCGCUCUGUGAAAGUGAUCAGCGAGUUCAUCCUGAACGUCAGAGAGGACGGCGGCCUGUUCACCGACAACGCCCGGCACAGGACGCAGAGUGUCCUGGAGCUGCUGCACCCGGUCCUCCUGCCGCUGUCACUGUGGAUCCUGAUCGGAAGCGUCAUCGGAGGUCUUCUCUUAUUAGCGCUGAUCAUCUUCAUCCUGUGGAAGUUGGGAUUUUUCACACGGAAGGUCCAGGGUGAGGAGAAGGAAGAAGCCGCCGCCGCUGAUGACAACCAGUGACCGCUCGCCGGUCCCCCUCCAACAGAGGCUAGAACUGUC